GACACAACCAAAAAGAGAGGAAGCACCAUGAGGGGACCAGCUGUGUGAUUAAUAUGAGGCAUGUAUAAGAUUUAACAAAUUAUGAGCUGGACUCCAUUUCCAUCCCAAAAGUUUUAUUUGAUCACAGCUCAUAUUGGAUAUAAAAAAUAAAAAAAAAUCAGUGCUGGAACGCGCAGACGUCCGCGUUUCUAUUGGCUGUCCGCAGCGUCGCUCAGAUGAAUGACGAUUUUGCUGCUAUAACCAGCUGAUGCUGUGGCUAUGAACACGGAGCCUCCGAAGAACUGUUGACGGUACAUGGAGACCCCAUCAUCGGUGUUAUGCCUGCGGAUUCGCUCUCAUCUCCAUCUCCAUCCAGAGAUUGAGUACAACCAUGUGGAGGUUUGGAUAGAAGCACGAGACGUACAACCUCAAGACAUGGAAUAAAGGGAAUUUGAAGUUGGGAACACCUACAGUCGGAUCCAUAAAUAAAACAAACUGACAUUUUAAAACAGGCUUAGAAGAGGAGUGAAGAUGGGGUGUGGUCAGACGCUCGCCACGUUUCUCCUGGACUCUACAGUUCACACCAUCAACCACCGGUCAAAGCAGGAGUCUCUUCGCUAAAACCCGAGCAGCUCAUUUCAUCUGCUGGAGGAGCCCCCACUCUCGGUGAUGUGAUGAAUAAGUUUGAAGUCCUUGGCAUUGUGGGAGAAGGAGCAUAUGGAGUCGUGCUUAAGUGCAGGCAUAAGGACACCAAUGAGCUGGUGGCCAUUAAAAAGUUCAAAGACAGCGAAGAAAAUGAGGAGGUCAAGGAGACGACUCUUCGGGAGCUGAAGAUGCUUCGGACACUGAAGCAGGACAACAUCGUCGAGCUGAAGGAGGCUUUUCGCAGGAGGGGGAAACUCUACCUUGUCUUUGAAUAUGUGGAGAGGAACAUGCUGGAGCUCUUAGAGGAACUGCCCAACGGUGCACCGCCCGAUAAAGUCCGCAGCUACAUCUACCAGCUCAUCAAAGCUAUCAACUGGUGUCACAAGAACGAGAUAGUACACAGAGAUAUCAAGCCGGAGAACCUCCUCAUCAGCUCAGAGGAUGUUCUCAAACUCUGUGACUUUGGUUUUGCUCGUAACCUGUCUGAAGGAACAGAUGCCAACUACACUGAGUAUGUGGCUACAAGGUGGUACCGCUCGCCUGAGCUGCUGCUGGGGGCUCCCUACGGAAAGGCGGUGGACAUGUGGUCGGUGGGGUGUAUCCUCGGGGAGCUGAGUGAUGGACAGCCCCUGUUUCCAGGGGAAAGUGAGAUAGAUCAGCUCUUCACCAUUCAGAAGGUUUUGGGGCCACUUCCUGCAGAACAGAUGAAACUCUUCUACAAUAACCCUCGCUUUCAUGGAAUCAGGUUUCCCUCUGUUACUCAUCCUCAGACUUUGGAGAGAAGGUACCAAGGCAUCUUGAGUGGUUUGAUGUUGGAUCUGAUGAAGAACUUGUUGCUGCUAAACCCCACUGAGCGUUAUCUGACAGAGCAGAGUUUAAACCAUCCGGCCUUUCAGCCUCUGAGGCAGGCGGAGAGAGAGCGGCCUCCUCCUGCAUCUCCCAACCCACCGCGCUCCUCCAAGAGGAAAACACACCAUCAUGGAGAGAACACAGUUCCUACAAGGAGUCACACCAAGAGCACGAGCCGUCGCUCCAACAGCAAAGAAUGUUCCAGCCUCCCUCGCCAUGGAGACCUCCAUCACCUUGGCAACAAGAGUUUUCUCAAUGGUAACAAACCGCCCCCAUCCAGUUUAAGUCCUACACUCCACCCUAAGGGCCAGUACAUGUCCCAGACCCUCAAUCGUUCUGCCUCAUCCAGCAAAGACCUGGCUAACAACAACUUGCCACACCUCCUCAGUCCCAAAGAAGCCAAAGGCAAAACAGAGUUUGAUUUCAGCAUGGGACCCUCCCCGAAGCUGUCAGACCAGGGACACGGGGCAAAGUACGGGCACAGCAAACCCACCUCUUCUCGCUCUCAGCAGCAGCAGCAGCAGCAGCAGCAACAGCAGCAGCAGCAGGCCGGCCGCCACACCUUCCUGGAAAAUAAGACCAACACACUGCAGUCUGGAGCAGAGAAACAACAUGGCCGACAUACCCACAGUAUGGCCGACUCUGCCCAUGGAUCCAUGUCCUCCUCUUCUAAGAGUUCAGCCUCUUAUCUCAGCUUGUCGAAGAGCCACAGCGCGCUGAGUGAUGCCAAAUCUGUGGGGAACCUCAGCGACGGUCGACUCCACCCAGAUGACCCAAACGCCAACACGACAGUGGGGGCGGGACCCAGUGCCCGCUUCUUCCCUGCCAGCUGUUUGGACCUCAAUACCCCUUCAGGUCCUCCGGGGCCACCUGGCAGCCCUUCUGCUCGACACAGCGAUCGAUCUGGGCACAGCCCUGCCUCUCGUAGCAGCGGCAACGUCCGUAUGGAGAGCAGCACUCUGGACUCGUCAUCCAGACACAAAUCCAGACAUAAAUCUUUAGCGCCAGAGGAGGCCGGUGCUCCGGAGCUCUUAGACCCCGGAGGAGCAGGGAUGCCGUCCACUCACACUCUGCCUUCUCCACAUGAGUCCUAUCAUUACGGCCUGGGCUAUACCUCCCCCUUCUCCUCUCAGCAACGGCCUCAACGCCACUCCAUGUACGUGAGGAGGGAGCGCCACCGACCGCAUGGGGUUGAAAGCGGUAUGGCGGGCUUGCCCGCCCCGGGGCAGGCGAUACCAACACGUGCCAGUAGCCUGCAGCUUCUCUCCCCUCAACUGCAGCACCGGACCACACUCACUGGACACUCAGUGAGCUCUUCGAGAGAGGACUGCACUGAUGACAUGACGAGGAGUGAGCAGUCCCCUAAAGACAUGAGCCACCCUUGUGCCCCCAUCAAAGACUCUACGAGGGACAACACAGCCGCUUUUCAUACACAGCGCUCUAAAAACGAGGUGGGUAUGUAUCAUGACCCUCAUGGUGAGGACGGAGGUUCCUCCAAGGAGAACCGGAUGAUCUUCACUGAGUCCAUGCCUCGGAGAGUAGGCAGCUUCUAUCGAGUCCCGUCCCCGAGACCAGAUAACUCUUCCUCUUUCCAUGAUGGUGUUGGGCAGGUGCCUGGUCGAGGUCCAGUCGUACCUGUUGUACCUGUCGAUCCUGUUGCAAUGGCUAACCACUCCAAACGCCAGACGGCUUUUGACUGGACUACCGCAGAAGCGAUGGUCAUGAAUCCUCCAGAGCCCACCAAAGAGAAGGAAAAACAAGGCUUCUUCAGAGCCAUUAAAAAGAAGAAGAAGAAGACACAAAUAACGGACAUGGAGGACGGGAGGAACCCCAGCAUCAAGAAAAGCCUUUUCCCCCUCUUUAGCUCAAAGAAUAGCUUAAAGCACAACUCAGCUGUCAAAGUCCUACCUGUAGUCGCCUCGCCUAUGGUACAACACCAGCCUCCCGCGCCCUAUCCUGCCUCACCAGUUCCUGGUAACGGACAAGAACACCUGUCCCUGCAGAGAAGCUCCAAGUCGUCCUCUCACCACAGCAGCCGACGGAAAAACCGCGAGCGAUCCCGAGACAGAGACCGGGAACGGGAACAGAGCCGGGACCGGGAUCGAGACAGAGAGAGGGAACGGGAGAGAGAAAGAGAGAGAGAAAGGGAGAGAGAGAGGGAAAGAGGGAGGGAGAGAGAGAGAGUCAAUGACUGGCCACCAGACAAACCAAUGGACUCACACUCCCAGAGUCAACCACUCAAGUCACUCCGCAGGCUCCUUCACCUCUCCCCUUCUUCCUCAAAUCAAGGACAGCCUCCUCCUCCUCCUCCAGACCUGCGCUUCCAAGCCCCCCUACCCAACCCCCCUCAGCCCUCCUCCAAAGCGGGCUAUCCUGAGGGUCGAGGGCACGCCGACAGCAGGGGGCACACCGGGGUGAGCAGCUCCGCCCAGGCUAAGAGCCGCAAGGCCAGCUACCCUCUUCCCGGACAGAUCGAGUCCAGCUGGCAUGUGUCUGCUUUACAGCGGGCGGAGGGUGCUCAGUUCACACCCGAACAGCUUGGCAUCAAACCGGGGCAGAAUGGACCCACAUUUACCCGAGCCUCCCGCACCAGGAUGCCAAACCUCAAUGACCUGAAGGAGACCGCGCUGUAAUACCCCCCCCCAACCCAACCCCUCUAAACCACACCACCUCCAAUAUGUCUCCAUCCUGGAAGCAUCUGCCAGACGCAGACAUCGUGAUACUGUAGUAAAAGUUUACAUGAAAGCCUAUUUCACUGGAUCAAGUCCUUAUACAGAAACAUAGUUAUCUGUUAACGCCUCUGAAAUCUACAAAGACUAUAGACGUUGACAGGCCAAACACCAGUAACAUUGUUGUUUAAGGAUUCAAAGACAGCAAAGGGCCCUCUCCCUCCUGGGGAUGACAGUACUGUAUCGGUUGUAUGUUAUUCUCUCUCUACUCAACAAGGUUAGAA
This is a messenger RNA of Larimichthys crocea (large yellow croaker), 4426 nucleotides long. It is a transcript of the gene cdkl5, whose product is annotated as cyclin dependent kinase like 5. Bases 654 to 4106 code for a protein of 1150 amino acids. Gene Ontology annotation, biological process: regulation of dendrite development; protein phosphorylation; positive regulation of axon extension. NCBI's taxonomy places the organism in Eukaryota, Metazoa, Chordata, Actinopteri, Sciaenidae. The transcript has 21 exons. Gene Ontology annotation, cellular component: nucleus; dendrite cytoplasm. The record is from RefSeq and is a predicted model, not a curated record. Gene Ontology annotation, molecular function: ATP binding; protein kinase activity.